UACAUUGACGAAGAAACUCAUUUUCCAACAGUGCGAGUUGAAGUCAAAGCAGGCGGUGACCAUGUCCGACACGACAGAAGACAGAUGUGGAGGACGAGUCGCUUCACACAACAAAGCGGCGACAGACAGGGCGGCAUGCACGGAGAACCUAACAGAGACGGAUGCCUUAAUCCGAAGCACUUUGGACCCCGCAGAGGAGUAUAAGAUGGACAACAAAAAGCGAGGCCUCGCCCUCAUCUUUAACCAGGAGCACUUCUUCUGGCACCUCCGUUUAAGUGUCAGGAACGGCACCAACGCCGACCGCUACAACCUGGAGAGACGACUGAAAAACCUGAACUUUGAAGUGAGGGCCUACGACAACCUCAAGCAGGUGGAGGUUUUAGAUAAGAUCAACGAAGCCGCCUGCGAAAACCAUUCGGACUCGGACUGCUUCUUGCUGGUCUUCCUGAGCCACGGCGAGAACGACCACGUCUACAGCUACGACGGCAAGAUCAGCGUCCAGGACAUCACGUCCCUGUUCAAAGGAGACAAGUGCAAGAGCCUCGUGGGGAAGCCAAAGAUCUUCAUAUUACAGGCGUGCCGCGGGGACAAGCACGACGAUCCGGUGACCGCGUGCGACGCCGUGGACAACAAGCUGAAGACCAACGAGGUGGUGGUGGACGCCAGCGUUCUGCACACCCUCCCCGCCGGGGCCGACUUCAUCAUGUGCUACUCUGUGGCCGAAGGCUACUAUUCCCACCGAGAGACCGUCAACGGGUCCUGGUAUAUCCAGGAUCUGUGUGACCUGCUCCAGAGGUACGGAGAGUCCCAUGAGUUCACAGAAGUACUGACGCUGGUCAACCGGAAGGUGUCCAUGAGGAGUGUCGGGAACAGUAACGACCGGAGUGCUAUUGGGAAGAAGCAAGUGCCUUGCUUCGCCUCGAUGCUCACCAAGAAACUUUACUUCCGACCAAAACAGUAACAGUUUGAGACCUCCGGUCAUAAAAGGAGCUGGUUUUACACCGAUACCUGGCCAAUAGAAUUUCGCUGUUUUGCUCUAGUUUAUCCAAUCAACACUUUGAUUCACACAUUCGUUGAGAAAUCAGCUAAUUGGGAGCCGUAUUUUAAUUAGUGAUUUAAUAAAAUAACGGGAACCUUUUCAAUUCACAUGUGCUGAAAGAAUAUGGCGAAUAUUCGUGGCUUUAGGCCAUUCAAAGUUGAGUUUUAUUUAAUGAAUCAUGUUAAGUUUCUUCUGAAGAAACCAGAUUUAUUGGGCGGGCCAAACCCUAACCUAGUUUAUAAAAUGGUUUUACGGGGUUUUACAUUGGCAUGAAAGAGAAUCCAGAAGUAUCUGUGUGUGAGGAGAAAUCCGGUUACACCAUUAGACAAACUGAUUUUCCCAUUUCUCACACAAACCUGGUCCCUAGUUUAAAUUUGAACAUGCAGUAAUGCAAUCUAACUCAUGUUAUUUUCUCCAGAUCAGCAAAAAAUGUUUGCACACAAGAAAUUGAUUUUAUUAACGAACCACAAUCAGCGUUGUUUUCCUCAGCCUUUUGCUUGUUUUAAUCAAAUCUACAUUACUGCAGUACCACACAAACCUCAUCUCACUGUUGACCAUUGCGUUUCCUAAAAAGCAGAAAAGGCCGUAGAAGUUACCAACUUACUGCCGUGCAAGGCUGGUAAGAGAACAGCAUGACUCCUUUACUUUUGGUAAAGGGUUACUUUUGUACACAUCAGGGUUUAAUACUGGUCUCUAUAAGCACCAAUGGACAAUCAGCCAUCACUCACCUCCAGGCACCACAUAAACAGGCCGUUUGUCCUCAAGCUCGCUCCAUCAAAAAGGGAAUUCAUGUCUGUGCUGUCCUUUGUGUUGUAGCCGUUAAAACUGAUCAAUUUGAAAAUGCAUAUUUGCACCCGGCAUGGCAACAAUCACCUGUGUGCAAAGUACCUCAGGGAGAAGAGGCGUUAUGAAAGCUGUACUCUGGACCUGAAACACUUGGGUCACAUGACCUUAGACUCAGGAAACAAAGUUACCAGCAUUCAUUGAGCCUGUAUUUUUGUGGUUUUAUUAUUGUGAUUUUGUUGUGACUUUGUUGUGACUUUCGCUACUGUUUUGCUCCGCAUUGAGUCAAAAUCUUUUAUAAAACUUUAAUUUGUGGCAAAAA
Molecule: messenger RNA, 2144 nt
Organism: Pungitius pungitius (ninespine stickleback)
Lineage: Eukaryota; Metazoa; Chordata; Actinopteri; Perciformes; Gasterosteidae
Product: caspase-6-like
Exons: 8
Coding region: 62-961 (299 amino acids)
Biological process (GO): apoptotic process; positive regulation of neuron apoptotic process
Cellular component (GO): cytoplasm
Source: RefSeq, a predicted model, not a curated record